This is a messenger RNA of Homalodisca vitripennis (glassy-winged sharpshooter), 1656 nucleotides long. Its product is annotated as protein yellow-like. Gene Ontology annotation, cellular component: extracellular region. The record is from RefSeq and is a predicted model, not a curated record. NCBI's taxonomy places the organism in Eukaryota, Metazoa, Arthropoda, Insecta, Hemiptera, Cicadellidae.
CCAGUACUGGACCUUGAUGCCAGUGAUAAGAACCACCACAGCGGUAAUAUAGGUGGUGGCUGGUUGAGUGACGAGGGAGGUCACAACUAACAGCCAGGAAAUCAGCAGUACAGCUACCGGGAUCACUAGAGGGUUUAAAGCUGGGUGACCUCUGUCACUUGUCACUAUAACAGCAGCUGCUCAGGAGUUUGAUACACAAUCAUGACUGUGAACACAGUGGCUGUCUGUGUGGCCCUAUGUUGGAUCUCAGGGCUGAGCGGUCAGCCAAACAAUCCUCUGAAAGAGAAGUUUGCCUGGAAGACACUGGACUAUGUGUUCGAGGAGGAAUGGAUCGCCCAGGAGGCCAAGACGCAGAAACUGUUCAUCCCAGAAGACAAUCUGCCAGUGGGCAUGGAAGUGUGGCGUGAGAAACUAUUUGUCACAGUCCCGAGGUGGCGUGAAGGUGUUCCGUCAACAUUAAAUUAUGUUCUGCUAGACAGUCCAGAAAUCUCGCCUCCGCUGCUGCCAUAUCCUGAUUGGGCUGCUAAUCGCCAGGGCGACUGUGAUGCCAUCACCACCACUUACCGUGUACGAGUAGACUCGUGUGACCGGCUAUGGGUCCUCGACUCUGGUGCCAUCGGACUUGGAAACACAACCAAACAGCUGUGCCCCUACGCGAUCCACGUGUUUGACCUAAACACAGACACCAGGAUACGGAAAUAUAAUCUCAAGAAAGAAGACACAAAUUCAAACUCUUUCGUUCCUAACAUUGUUGUCGAUGUGGGUGAAUCAUGUGAGGACACGUUCUUGUACGCAGCAGAUGCCCUCGGCUACGGCCUAAUUGUAUACUCCUGGGCUAGCAACGACUCCUGGAGAUUUGAACACGGCUUCUUCAUGCCAGAUCCCCUUGCGGGCGCUUAUACUGUUGGUGGAGUCAGCUUCUACCAGUGGCAUAACGAGGGAGUGUUUGGUCUUGCUCUGUCACCUACAUACUCCAAUGGAUCCAAAACCCUCUUCUUCCACCCUCUCUCAAGUUACAGAGAUUUCUACGUGUCUACCGAAGUACUGAAGAACAAAACCAAGACCGGGAGCAGCUACAAUGAGUUUUACCUACUUCCUUCGCGUGGUACCGGAGGACACGUAUCCACUCAUGUCAUUGACCAUCGUGGAAUCCUCUUCUACAACCUGGUGGACCAGAACUCACUGGCGUGUUGGGACUCUAGUAAACCCUACCUCAAAGAGAACCUUCUCACUCUGGCUCAGGACGAGGAAAAGCUGAUCUUCCCUAGUGAUGUUCGCAUUGACAGAUCCAACACCCUCUGGGUCAUGUCUGAUAGGAUGCCUGUUCAUCUCUUCUCCAGUCUCAACUACUCUGAUUACAACUUCCGCGUUAUGUUCUCGCCCAUUGACCAACUCAUCAAGGGCACUAAAUGUGACCCCGGGCUGCCCGAAUAUAGGCUUACUCCCACCUGGGCCGAAGCUUUUUACACAUGACCUCCAACCUAAUUUAUAAUUUUCUUCACCAUAGUGGAGAAAAUAUCCAGUGGAUAUUCCAUUUGUUUUAUCCACACUUUAUCUUAUCCAACUAAAUAAUUAUGUGUGUAACAAUCAGGAUAGAUAUUACAAUGUAAACGUAAAGUAUGUAAAUAAAAACUUAGUUACCUAAUUAGCCCUUAA